UUUCCACAUCACUCCUCAGAUCUUCCAUUUCUAUAUUUGCCUUCAACAGGAGGAAAGAAUGCUUAAAAAAACACAGAAGUGAUCAAAUGCUUCUACAUUUUGUAAUGAAAGCAUGUGAACACUCAUCCCCACAGGGCAGGUUUGUGCUGGGCGGUGGUGAGCGGGGUGGCACAGGGGGAGCAGCCCCAACCCACAUUCUUGUGAUAGGGAAGGAAAAAAGAGCAAAAUCAUCUCGUAUGAAUCAGGGGGAUUGGAAAAGACCACUAGGAUCCCCAACUCAAUUCCAGCACACCUCACCACGCCAUCACCACAUCCUUCAUUGCCACAUCCCCAUGGCUCUGGGGCACCUCAGGGAUGGUGACCCCACUGCUCCCUGGGCAGCCCACGUGUCACUGCUCUUUCUAAGAAUGAAUUUUUCCUCAUAUCCAACAUGAAAAGAGGAUAGAACACAGCUCUCAGCCUCGUUAGCCCUGUGUCCUUGCAACGAGGGGCUCUGCAAAGAGGUGACUGCCUCCACACUGCACCAGGCAGGAAGCUCUCCUUCCAAAACCCACUGAAAGCAGCAGCGCUUCCGUAGAGCUCUUGACCACGUACAUAAAUAAAUGGGGGGAAAAAGGAAAAAAAAAAAAAAGACAACCACCUACCAUGCUGGGCUCUGCCCUGACACCACGGGCAGCAGUGAGGCGAGCCCUUUGGGGAGGGUCCUGCGCCGGCGCAGCCUGCACGCCUGCAGCAGCGGUUGCACUUUUGCUUUGAGAGCCGAGAGCGGUGGGAGCGCGCCCAGGCACCGUGGGUCUGCCAAGCUUCUUUGAAGGAGGGUCUGCAGUGCCCAGUGGGGUUACAGACUGGCACUGGGCUGCCCACUGCUUCAGCUGGUGACGAUGGGUUUCCACGUGGGAUCUCACCUUGUCCAGCACUGCCAGCAGCUGCACUGACAUCAGGCAGCUUCUGAGAACACAGCAGCACAGCUCGGACCAAUGCACAAAGCUCCUGGCCAAGAGCAUGGGGCAGUCGGGUCUCUGAGCCUCGCUCACCAACACCGGUGCUGGAGGGCCUUAAACCUUCUGAUUUCAGUCUCAGGUCAACCCAGUGAGGAUGAUGUCACCGCAUUGGAGCAUCGACCCCACACACCUACACGGCCACAGCAGCAAAAUUCAUGAAGAGCAAAGGCAGAUGGUGCUUGGAAGGAGGGGAAGCAAAGCUUUGGGGCAGGGGCAGCACUGAGCUCACAGACCCCAACACACACUAGGACUGGGGCACUGGGGCCAUGGAGAACAGCUCCAGCUGCUCCGCCAGCACUGACCUGAAGCUCUACUACGCCAUCAUAUACGCAUUCAUCCUCAUCCCUGGACUCAUAGGAAACGUCUUGGCUUUGUGGGUUUUCUACGGUUACAUGAAAGAGACGAAAAGGGCUGUGAUAUUUAUGAUCAACUUGGCCAUCGCCGACUUAUCACAAGUUUUAUCCUUACCCCUGAGGAUUUUCUACUACUUGACCAAGACGUGGAAAUUUGGAAGAGGCCUCUGCAUGUUCUGCUUCUACCUGAAGUACGUCAACAUGUACGCCAGCAUCUACUUCUUGGUGUGCAUCAGCGUGCGCCGCUUCUUGUUCCUGAUGUACCCCUUCCGAUUCAGCGACUGUAAGCGUGUCUGCGAUGUGUACAUCAGCAUCGUGGGCUGGGUGGUGGUGUGCAUUGGCUGCCUGCCUUUCCCCUUGCUGAGGCUCACUCAGAACGCCACCGAAGAGUGCUUUGUGGACCUGCCCGUGCAGGAGGUGGACCUUCCCACCUCCAUCAUCAUGAUGACCAUCGGGGAGCUGGUGGGCUUCGUGACGCCCCUGCUGAUCAUCCUGUACUGCUCCUGGAAGACGGUCUUAUCGCUGAAGGAAAGGAAUUCUGCUUCACCAGACCUCGGGGAGAAAAAAAAGGCUCUGAAGAUGAUUCUCACCUGCGCUCUGGUAUUUCUGAUCUGCUUUGCGCCUUACCACAUCAGCUUCCCCCUGGAUUUCUUUGUCAAAACCAAAAAGAUUAAGAACUGCUGCACCCAGAAGGUGAUCUCGGUGUUCCACGCUGUCGCCCUCUGUCUCGCCAGCCUCAACUCCUGCGUGGACCCAAUCCUCUACUACUUCACCACGGAUGAGUUCCGCAGGCGGCUGUCCCGGCAGGAGCUGCACGACAGUGCUCCACUGCACAGCCACGGCCAGCAGCACACGCAGGACACACUGCAGGACAACGUCCCUCUGAAUGCUCCUGGCCAGCAGUGUGCACUGCAGGACAAGCCCACCGAUUGCUAGCACGGUACCCAUGGUUUUGGGGUUUGGCCAAUGAUUUCAGAAAGGAUUUGAGCUUUAAGAAAAAAAGCCGAACUUGAAAAGCCUGCCGUGCUUUAAUAUUUUGGCCCUGUAUGUAGUUCACCCACAACCACGUGUAGUUCCCCAUUCCUGAGCUGGGCAGCCAGGAGCAGGACACAGAGCCAUGCUGUCACCUGGCCAUGUCACGGUCACACCAGCACCACGCAAGGGGCAGCAGAGAUUUGAGGGUUUCCCUAUGCAGAAUUUGGUCCUAAAAGUGAGCACGUGGCCUAGAGGUGUAUUCUGCUGACGCAAAAGGCCACUGAGCAAUGCAACUCACUUCCAUAGGGUGCCCAGAGCCCACCUCAUUCCAUGCUGACUACAUCCAGGAGCCUAACAGCCCUGCUGUGCCAACAGUUAGCCCCUUCUGGGGGUGCACCAGAUGACAAUUCCCCAAAUUGCAAUGUCACUCAAGUUCCCACACACUAUUUUUCUACCCUCAUUUUGUUCUACCACCAGUUAUUUUUCUACCAUCAAUUUAUAUCUGAAUCAGGGUGAGAAGUAGCAGAACAUCACCAGCGAAGCCCAAAGCCCUCUUUGCUGCCUGUGAUAAGCUUUAAGCAUGGACUCCUGCUUCGAGGGCAUUCAUUCAGGCUCCAGCAAGCCUCCUGGGUCCCUUUUUCCCCCCAAGAAUGGGACGUGGCUCUGCACCACUGCACUACCAUCAGCACAGCACUGAGCUCACCCCGAUCCAACAACUGCUACAUCUGGGCAGCUUCCUAUAACCUUACAAAGGCCAACUCGUGAAGUUCAGGCCCUUAACCCCAGCUUGGCUGAGAUGCUGUCAGAGGAACCAAAGCUGUCUGAAGCUUAAAGCAAUGGAAUCCACUCUUUGCCGAGCCACACAAGAGGCACGGAGACUUAUAAAGAAAUAUUCGAGGGUGGGUGGAUUUCUAAUGGUCAUUACUUCCAAAAAAUCAAGCAACAGCAGCUUUGUGCUCAUCUGGCAUUUUGUUUGCACCUUCUUGUAAAAUUGUUGUGGGAAUAUUUGAAAUGCUACGUUUUGGAAACAUAAAAAUACUGUGACAAUAUGAAAACUUUAUUUAAUGCUAACGCUGUUUUAUAGAUUUAACUUAUGAAAACAUAAAUAUUUUGUAGAAAAAUGAUGUGAAUCCCAUUUCUUUGUUGUUUUAGAACCCUUCCAUUUAAUAAAAGAGAACUCCACCAGCCUGUGUGCUUGCAUUCACCACGAAUUCACAGAGACCAACAGCACACUGCAACUAUUUCUUUUCCGCUACCUACUUGCAUUCCCUGCAGUGAACAUUUCCCUUUUUCCCAGCUUUCAGCACAGCCCUUGGCCUGCUCUCACCCCAGCAAGCAUCACCAGCUCACGCGGCAGGGCAGCAUCUGCAGCACUGAUACCUCACGUGCACCUGCAGAAACCCAGCUGGGGACGCAGAGCAUCUCCCAGGGGAUCCAGAGACAUCAGACACACUUCACUGCAGCAUUUGUGUUUUAAGAUAAUGCAGAUUUUAAGCUUUUUCACCCUCUUAUGAACAGCCAUGCAUUUCAGAGCAGCCCCAAACGGGGCUCUCUUGCCCUAGGUCCAUUGGGCUGUGAUUGGGCUGGUCCCAUUUCAAGAUGAGAAUGAAACCCCCAUUACUGGAAGGGAUGAGACCCCCGACCCACACUGGCCGACAUCAGCAGCUGCGGAUGUGUGGGAGGCAGGCGAUGGGUGUCAGAAGUUCAGAAAUAGAUGAGAAAAACUCACUGUGCUUUGGUUUUCCCACCUAGGAAAUACCGUAGGUGGGCCAGCAGCCAUGUGGUUAUUUAUAUUAGCUCUGUGAGUCUCUUCGUACAGGAAGUGCUGCGACAGCCUCAGCACUCACGUGAGCCGGGUUCAGGGCUCUGCAUGCUCUGCGGCCCCAGCAGUGCUCUCUGUCAUGGAAUCACAGAAUGAUUAGGAUCAGAAAAGCCCUCUCAGAUCCCCACCCCCACCCCACCGUGUCCAUCACUGCGUCCCUCAGUCCCACGUCCCCACGGUUCUGGAACAUCUCUGGGCAGCCCGUGCCGAUGCAUCACGGCUCUUUUGGACAGUAAGUUGUUCUUAAUGCCCAACCUGAGCCAUCACCUCUCAUCCUAACAUCUCACAGCCUUUAUCUGAUGCUCUGUGGACACUCGGAGAACAGAGACAUUGCCUUGCAUGGGCAAACAGUGAGGCUUGUGCCCAGGCAAUGGCUCUGCAGCAGCUCAGAGGGAUGCUCUGGGUUU
This is a messenger RNA of Phasianus colchicus (ring-necked pheasant), 4558 nucleotides long. RefSeq names its product G protein-coupled receptor 174 (gene GPR174). Gene Ontology annotation, cellular component: plasma membrane. The record is from RefSeq and is a predicted model, not a curated record. NCBI's taxonomy places the organism in Eukaryota, Metazoa, Chordata, Aves, Galliformes, Phasianidae. Gene Ontology annotation, biological process: phospholipase C-activating G protein-coupled receptor signaling pathway; positive regulation of Rho protein signal transduction. Gene Ontology annotation, molecular function: G protein-coupled receptor activity.